AUGGAUGGAGACAAUAAGACUAUAGUGACAGAAUUCCUCCUCCUGGGUCUGUCUGGGAAGUCACAGCAGGAAGAGGUUCUCUGUGGGCUGUUCUUGGGGAUGUACCUGGUCACCAUCACUGGGAACCUUCUCAUCAUCUUCGCCAUCAGCUGUGACCCUCAUCUCCAUACGCCCAUGUACUUCUUCCUGGCCAGCCUCUCCACUGUUGACAUCUGCACUUCAUCAGUCACAAUCCCCAAGAUGCUGGUGAACCACAUAGUGGGAAGCAAGUCCAUCUCCUACAGGGAAUGCAUGUCCCAGAUCUACUUCUUCAUCACUUUCAGCAACAUGGAUGGGUUCCUCCUGAGUGUGAUGGCCUAUGACCGUUAUGUAGCCAUCUGUUGUCCACUCCACUACACCUUGAUCAUGAGGCCCAGACUCUGUGUCCUGCUGGUGGCUGCAUCUGGGCUCAUUACCAACCUGCAUGCUCUCCUACACACUCUUCUCAUGGCUCAACUCACCUUUUGUUCCAACAAUGCUGUGCACCACUUCUUCUGUGACCCCUACCCUAUUCUCAAGCUUGCUUGUUCUGAUACCUUCAUCAAUCACCUGAUGGUCUUCACUGUGGGUGCACUGAUAUUUCUGACACCAUUUACAUGUAUCAUUGUUUCAUAUGCUUACAUCUUCUCUAAUGUACUAAAGUUGCCAACUGCAAGAGGGAUAAGGAAAGCCCUGUCCACCUGUGGGUCCCACCUCACUGUGGUCUCCCUCUUCUAUGGGGCAAUCCUGGGGGUCUAUAUGCACCCUUCAUCCUCCUACUCAGUUCAGGAUACUGUGGCCACCGUCAUCUUCACGGUGGUAACACCCCUGGUCAAUCCCUUCAUCUAUAGCCUGAGGAAUCGUAACAUGAAAGGAGCCCUAGGAAAACUAAUUCUCAGAUCCUGA
Messenger RNA from Sciurus carolinensis (gray squirrel), 924 nucleotides. Its product is annotated as olfactory receptor 1F1-like. The transcript has a single exon. The record is from RefSeq and is a predicted model, not a curated record. Lineage: Eukaryota; Metazoa; Chordata; Mammalia; Rodentia; Sciuridae. Gene Ontology annotation, molecular function: olfactory receptor activity; G protein-coupled receptor activity. Gene Ontology annotation, biological process: G protein-coupled receptor signaling pathway. Gene Ontology annotation, cellular component: membrane. The coding region runs from base 1 to 924 and encodes 307 amino acids.